Messenger RNA from Miscanthus lutarioriparius, 471 nucleotides. The record is from the annotation of a GenBank genome assembly. NCBI's taxonomy places the organism in Eukaryota, Viridiplantae, Streptophyta, Magnoliopsida, Poales, Poaceae.
AUGCUUCGCGUCGACGACCUCAUCGCCGAGCUCUGCCUUCUGCCGGCCAAAGUCCUCGGCAAGAAGAAGCGCAAGGAAUUCCAGACGGUGGAGCUGUUGGUGCGGAUGGACUGCGAGGGAUGCGAGCGCAGGGUCAAGAAGGCAUUGGAGGACAUGAAAGGCGUGAGCAGCGUGGAGGUGGACCCGAAGCAGAACAAGGUAUCCGUGUCCGGGUACGUGGAGGCGUCGGAGGUGAUGGAGCGGCUGCGGCGGCGGGCCGGGAAGGAGGCGCAGCCGUGGCCCUACGUGCCGUACGAGGUGGUGCCGCACCCCUACGCCCCGGGCGCCUACGACAAGAAGGCGCCGCCCGGGUACGUCCGCAACGUGCUCGACGACCCCGACGCCGCGCCGCUCGUUAGGGCCAGCUCCAUGGAGGAGAGGUACACCACCGCCUUCAGCGACGACAACCCGAACUCCUGCGCCGUCAUGUGA